Molecule: messenger RNA, 936 nt
Organism: Cyphellophora europaea CBS 101466
Lineage: Eukaryota; Fungi; Ascomycota; Eurotiomycetes; Chaetothyriales; Cyphellophoraceae
Exons: 1
Coding region: 1-936 (311 amino acids)
Biological process (GO): polyphosphate catabolic process
Cellular component (GO): cytoplasm
Molecular function (GO): phosphatase activity; endopolyphosphatase activity
Source: RefSeq, a predicted model, not a curated record
AUGACGCCACUCGCUGCAGUCCUGCUAGGCUGCAUGGCCGGUGCCACAGCGGUAGCACUCCCGGCAGUGUCUUCUCCACGAAUACUACAACGGACCACAGAAACUGUCAGGAUCGAACAGCUCGAUGAAUCCCUGUUACCCACCGGCGACAGAAGGUUGAUCUUCAUAGGCGACAUCCACGGCUGCAAGGACAAGCUGCUGGAGCUUCUCGACGAUGCCGAGUACAACCAAGAAACCGACCACAUCGUGGCAGUGGGCGACAUAGUCAACAAAGGUCCCGACACCCUCGGCGUCAUCGACUACCUCAUGUCCCAGAACGCCUCGAGCGUGCGCGGCAACCACGAAGAGCGCAUCGUGCCUCUUGCAGAGGCGGCCAACAUCACGGAAGCCUACGACAACCCAAACUCCAGCCCCGAGGCCAUCGCCCAGGCCCUCAGUCCCGCGCAGCUCUCGUACCUGCAGUCCUUCCCUCACAUCCUCCGCAUCGGCACCAACCUGCCCACCUUCCGCGGCGAAACCAUCGUCGCCCAUGCCGGCCUCGUCCCCGGCCUCGCCCUCGAAGCCCAAGUCCCCGACUCGGUCAUGAACAUGCGCGCCCUGGACACCCAGACGCUGGAAGUGUCGAACGCGCGCGCCGAAGCCGGCUCCUUGGAGAAUCACUGGUUCGUGGUCUGGGACGAGCACCAGUUCUGGUACUCCCUGACCUCAUGGGUGCGGAAGUUACUCGGCAAGGACAAGGCCGCGCCGCGCGCGACGGUCAUCUACGGCCAUGACUCGCGGCUGGGCCUGCAGCUGGGGUCCUACCACCGGGGUUUGGAUACGCGGUGUUCGGCGGGCGGGUAUCUCACGGCGCUGGUCGUGAGCGAUGGCGGCGCGAAGGAGGCGAUCGUGACGGUGGACUGCCCGAACUACGAGGAGCAGGUAGCUGAGUCGUGA